This is a messenger RNA of Hibiscus syriacus, 424 nucleotides long. RefSeq names its product putative phytosulfokines 6. The transcript is spliced from 3 exons. The record is from RefSeq and is a predicted model, not a curated record. The coding region runs from base 45 to 311 and encodes 88 amino acids. Gene Ontology annotation, cellular component: extracellular region. Gene Ontology annotation, molecular function: growth factor activity. NCBI's taxonomy places the organism in Eukaryota, Viridiplantae, Streptophyta, Magnoliopsida, Malvales, Malvaceae. Gene Ontology annotation, biological process: cell population proliferation.
AUUACUAAUAUUAUUCUCAAUCUUCCUUUCUUUAAUCUAAAACAAUGAAGGGAAACAGUGUUGGGUUUUUAAGCUUUUUGGUCUUAGCUUUUCUUCUUCUUUCAUCAUCUGCUCGUUUGCUGCUGCAAAUCAACCAUGAUGAAAAGGAGUUCAACACAAACGGGAUGAUCACCCAAGCUGAUGCAAAGGAAGAUCUCUCAUAUUUGAUGGGAGCAGAAGAGUGCGAGGAGAAAGAUGAAGAAUGUGUGAAAAGAAGGGUGAUUCAAGAAGCUCACUUGGAUUACAUAUACACUCAGAACCAUAAGCCUUAGAAUAAUAUUAAACAUCAAUAUACAGAUGGAAGGAUAAAUAUAGUAUGUUUUAUUUUUAUUUUUUUUAUGCUAUAUCAAGAGAAAAAAUGUGUUGUUGUGGGUGUUAUCAACAU